AUGAUGGACUCCGUCUUCGGUCCGACCGUCCAGUGCGUGCUUAUCCAAAUGCCGGUGACCGAACGCCUCUUCAGCCUCUUGCUGGUUGCUUACCUCGCAUCCGCCUUGGUCGGCCGCCUUGAAUUGCUACUCACCGCAGCUAAGCUGCUGGCUCCCGGGAUUAGGCGCCGCUACGCAGAACGACUCGUCGACUGGUCAUAUCACCGGCAACUCGUGUGGAAGCGUGAAGAAUCUGGGAUUUCGGACCUUGAAAAAGGCGCUCGCUGGCAACAUCCAAUUCCUCCAGAUACUGCUCAGAUUACUACUUCAUCAUCCAUAAACUGGAAGAGGAAUAUGACCGCGACAUCGCCUCCGAUCUGCAUUUUCGUCGCGCUCAGA
Messenger RNA from Mesorhabditis spiculigera, 378 nucleotides. Lineage: Eukaryota; Metazoa; Nematoda; Chromadorea; Rhabditida; Rhabditidae. The record is from the annotation of a GenBank genome assembly.